This is a messenger RNA of Syzygium oleosum, 795 nucleotides long. RefSeq lists its product as uncharacterized. The record is from RefSeq and is a predicted model, not a curated record. Gene Ontology annotation, molecular function: zinc ion binding; nucleic acid binding. Bases 1 to 795 code for a protein of 264 amino acids. The transcript has a single exon. Lineage: Eukaryota; Viridiplantae; Streptophyta; Magnoliopsida; Myrtales; Myrtaceae.
AUGGUCGAGGACCUGUUGGACAAGGCUCGGAGGUUCCGAGAAGGAUUGAAGUCGGACCUUCGCAGCCAGAUGAUUUCGCUGAACCUAAGGGACUAUAAUGAGUUGUAUGAGCGGGCUCAGGCUAUUGAGCGAGAUCAGAAGGAAAGGGCUGCCGCCUCUGGAUCGCGGUAUGCCUCAGCUAGGGACAACUGCCACUUCGGCAAGAGGUCGAUGGCGGGGAAUAGGCGCUUUGUCCCUCCCGUCAAGAAAAAUAUCGGGAAGCCGAAUCACUACCAGAAUAGGAGCGGAGCGUGCUUUGGAUACGGUGGAUUGGGACACCAAGCGAGGGACUGUCCUAACAAUAGGCGGACUAGGCUGCCUAUGCUACCGCAGCUGCCCCGGAAUGGAAAUCAGAUGGGAGCUGCCCCGUCGACCAUUAAGAAUAGGCCGCCAGCUCAAGGGCGAGUAUAUGCGAUGGCAAGAAGGGAAGCUGAGGACACGCCUAGCGUGGUCAUAGGUACGGUCUCUCUCUGUGAUCAUGCUGCAUAUGCUUUGUUUAAUCCGGAAGCGUCGCAUUCGUUUAUAUCUGAGCAAUUCGUUAAAUUGACUGGAAUUGAACUGAAUCUACUAGAAGUUAUGCUAUAUGUUACCACGCCUUUGAAUGAUAAAGUAAUGAUCUCGUUAGGAUGCCCGGAUUGUAAGAUGGUGAUUGGAGAUAGAGAGGAAAUGAUAGAUUUGGCAGUCCUACCUAUGUUUGAUUUUGAUGUGAUUGUGGGAAUUGAUUGGUUGGUUAAAAAGAAAGCUUGGACACCCUAG